Molecule: messenger RNA, 1303 nt
Organism: Theobroma umbraticum
Lineage: Eukaryota; Viridiplantae; Streptophyta; Magnoliopsida; Malvales; Malvaceae
Product: NAC domain-containing protein 90-like
Biological process (GO): regulation of DNA-templated transcription
Molecular function (GO): DNA binding
Source: RefSeq, a predicted model, not a curated record
UAUAUUAUAAAUAUGGCUAUCAACAGCUUACCACCACAACCAUUCAAUACAUAUGAGCAAACAUAUUUGAUCAAAGAGAAAGAAAGGGUAGUGAAAAUGGAGGAUAUGCCGCCGGGGUUUCGGUUCUAUCCAACUGAGGAAGAGUUGGUUUCGUUUUAUCUCCAUAACAAGUUAGAAGGAAAGAGAGAGGACCUCAACCAUCUUAUGGUCCGAGUUGUUCCGGUUGUCGACAUUUAUGAGUACAAUCCGUGGGAUCUUCCACAUUUCUCAGUUUACCUGUGCCAUAAGGACCCGGAACAAUGGUUUUUCUUCAUUCCAAUGCAAGAAAGUGAAGCUCGAGGAGGGAGACCAAAGCGGCUAACAACAUCUGGGUACUGGAAAGCUACUGGUUCUCCUGGUUAUGUUUACUCUUCUAACAGUCGCCCAAUCGGGGUAAAAAGAACCAUGGUUUUCUACAAUGGAAGGGCUCCAAGCGGGAAAAAAACUGAAUGGAAAAUGAACGAAUAUAAAGCUAUUGAAGGAGAAGCAUCCUCACCUAAUGCUGCACCUCCCACUCUAAGACAAGAAUUCAGCUUGUGCCGGGUGUACAAGAAAUCAAAAUGCUUGAGGUCAUUUGACAGGCGGCCACCACCAGGAGUGAAGAUAGGCGAGGCAGUGCCUCAGCAUGGGAAUGGUUUUGGGGUAGGAAAAUCUCAUCAUCAGAGCACUGAAAUAGCAGAUAGAACGACCAUCGCAAGCUCACCAGAGAGUUCAUCUUCAGGAGAUAAUCAUCAUGCCAAUCGGUCUAAUCAAACUCGGGAAAGCAAUAGCUCGAGAAUGGUAGUUGAUGACGUAUGUUCCUUCUGGGAUCUUGAUGGGUUCUGGGAUCCUGUGAAUUAGUGAAGCAGGCGGAGGACUUGAAACUCAAAUUAAGUUAAUUUGCAUGGAUAUAUAUGGUGCAUGCAGUCACAAUCUGCAUGAACUGAAUUAACUUAGUAACGGACAUGAAUAAAAUUCCCUAGCUAUGUAGUUUAAUUUGGUGAAAAGCCAAGCUUUGUUUAGUAGCUUUCGUCCUUAUUUAGUUGUCUUGACUCUUAUAUCUUCAUCUAGCUGUUUCAUGCUUCCAAGCAACUUGAAGAGAAGGACAAGAAAAGACAAGCACCCAGGAAGUUUCAGGGAUGGGACCGAGGUGAAUAGUAGCUCGCGAUAGUGCAUGGAAGCUUAAUUUGUAUCAUUAUGUACAGCCAACUUUGUACCAGCCAUCUAUAAUAAGUAUGAACUUUUUAGCUUUUAAUUAUGAAAGCUAAGAAUUUCUAUUUGGUAA